Parasteatoda tepidariorum (common house spider) is the source of this 697-nucleotide messenger RNA. NCBI's taxonomy places the organism in Eukaryota, Metazoa, Arthropoda, Arachnida, Araneae, Theridiidae. The record is from RefSeq and is a predicted model, not a curated record.
AUGGAGGGAACCUGGAACCUGAUACCAUCCCAGCAACAUUAUCGAAAGGGACCAUUAUGCUGGUGGAGGACUCAUGGUUUGGGCAGGGAUCAUGCAAGAUACCNUGAGAAGAAAAAGCCAAAUAAACUACAAUAUUUUUUAGGAGAUGUAGAGAUUGAGACUGUUCCUGUUAGACAUUGUAAAGAUGCUUAUGGGAUUGUUUUAAAAAAGGAAAUGGCCUGGAAAAUCGUUUACUCCGGUGACACUGCACCUUGUCAGAAAUUAAUUGAUGCUGGUGAAAACUGUACUUUACUUAUACAUGAAGCAUCUAUUGAAGACGAUUGCAUGAAUGAAGCUUUGGCUCGGAAACAUAGUACACCAUCACAAGUUAUUGAUAUCGCAGAAAAGAUGAAUGCUCAACAUACCAUACUGACGCAUUUCAGCAAGCGUUACUUGGCUACUCCGAUUUUUGACAACACCAGUAAAAAUGUGGGCUGUGCUUUUGAUUUCAUGAAAGUUGAGAUGCAUCAAGUACCACUAGUUCAUCUUUUUCUGCCAGCUAUAAAGUGUCUUUUUCCAGAACAAAUAGAGAAACAUUCCGAACGUACAGCUAAUACUGUCAAUUUUGAAAACAGCUUUUUAAGGAAAAGCCAGAAUAUGAAAAUAUCAAGUGUCAAGUAAUUGUAAAAAGUCUGUAAUAAAAAUAUUUUGUAAUUUA